GCUGAAGGGAAGGCAGUGCUAAUAACAGGCUGUGACAAAGGUUUUGGACACGCCUUGGCAAAACAGCUUCACGCAAAGGGAUUUACUGUUUUUGCUGGAUGCUUGCUUGUGGAUGAGAAUGGAGAUGGAGCCAGGGAGCUGAAGAACAUGAAGUCAGAUCGCAUGAAAGUGCUACAGAUGGAUGUGUGCAGUGACCAGGAGGUGGCUCAGGCUGUGGAUUUUGUGAAGGGGACCCUGAAGGAGCCAGAGGAAGGUCUGUGGGGUCUGGUGAACAAUGCUGGCGUCUCGACCUUCGGAGAGGUGGAAUUUGCAAGUUUAGACAACUACAAGAAGGUGGCAGAGAUCAACCUGUGGGGUACCGUGAGGGUGACGAAGGCUUUCCUGCCCCUUAUUCGCAGAGCUAAAGGCCGUGUGGUGAAUAUCACAAGCAUGUUGGGACGGAUGGUGAGUCCAUCUCGCUCCUGCUAUUGCAUCUCCAAGUUUGGGGUGGCAGCCUUCUCUGACUGCCUCCGGCAGGAGAUGUACCGCUGGGGUGUCAGAGUCAUCCUCAUUGAGCCCAGUAACUUUGUGGCAGCAACAGGCAUCCUGACGGCAGACGGCAUCGACAAACAGGCUGAGGCACUGUGGAGCGGAGCCAGCAACACUGUGCGAGAGGACUAUGGGAGGGAGUAUUUCACUCGCCAUGUGGCCCUGAUGAAAUCCUUCGUUAACAGUGGCCUGAAAGACAUGUCUCUGGUCUUGAAUGACAUCAUCGAUGCCCUCACUUCGCCGUGCCCAAACAAUCGUUACAAUCCCAUGGAGACCUACUGGUGGGUUAGGCUACAAGUCAUGACUCACCUGCCCACUGCCAUUGCUGACUGGCUUUACAUCCCCGGAGCCACCCUGUAA
Messenger RNA from Cariama cristata (Red-legged seriema), 888 nucleotides. RefSeq names its product D-beta-hydroxybutyrate dehydrogenase, mitochondrial-like. The transcript is spliced from 4 exons. The record is from RefSeq and is a predicted model, not a curated record. Lineage: Eukaryota; Metazoa; Chordata; Aves; Cariamiformes; Cariamidae. The annotation marks the transcript as partial. Gene Ontology annotation, molecular function: oxidoreductase activity.